Cynara cardunculus var. scolymus (artichoke) is the source of this 331-nucleotide messenger RNA. RefSeq lists its product as uncharacterized. Lineage: Eukaryota; Viridiplantae; Streptophyta; Magnoliopsida; Asterales; Asteraceae. Gene Ontology annotation, molecular function: nucleic acid binding; zinc ion binding. The transcript has a single exon. The record is from RefSeq and is a predicted model, not a curated record. The annotation marks the transcript as partial.
AUGAACUACAAUAUGAAUAGUUUGGACAAGUCUCUCAUAGAGCUUCAGGACAUGCUUAAAACUGCUGAGAGAAGUAUAAAUUCCAUUUCGGAAGUAUCCAAACCAAAACAGGUUCUGAUGAUCAAACCUAAAAGUGUGAUAGCCAAAAAGAAAAGGGUGGUUCCCAAGGGUAAAACAAAGGUUGGAAGUUCCAAUAAGGAUAAGAACAAGGGAAAAUUUCCUGAAAACGUAGUCUGCUUCAAUUGUAAUCAAAAGGGACACUGGAAGAGAAUUUGUCCAGCCGUACUGGCAGAGCAAAAGAAGAAGAAGGCUACUGCAGCCGGAACUUCAC